Molecule: messenger RNA, 309 nt
Organism: Malus domestica (apple)
Lineage: Eukaryota; Viridiplantae; Streptophyta; Magnoliopsida; Rosales; Rosaceae
Source: RefSeq, a predicted model, not a curated record
AUGGGCCUCAAUUGGUAUGAACCAACAAUCUCGGGUAUUGGAUCGACAUCUUCUGACUCUAGGCCUGUUUCUACAGAUUCCAAGGUUGCAGAGAAGAUUGCAUUUGAUAUAAAGAUUGAGAAAUUCGAUGAAACGGCAAAGAUCAAGAUCAUAAAGGAGGUUAGGACUUUCACUGACUUGGAACUGAAGGAGGCUAAAGAAUUAGUGGAGAAAGUCCAUGUUGUGGUGAAGAAAGGGUUAAAAAAGGAAGAAGCAGGGCCUAUUGUCGACAAGCUAAAGGAAUUGGGUGCUACUGUCGUAUUGGAGUAA